This is a messenger RNA of Wyeomyia smithii (pitcher-plant mosquito), 969 nucleotides long. RefSeq lists its product as uncharacterized. Bases 1 to 969 code for a protein of 322 amino acids. Gene Ontology annotation, biological process: sensory perception of taste. Gene Ontology annotation, cellular component: dendrite; neuronal cell body; membrane. The transcript has 4 exons. NCBI's taxonomy places the organism in Eukaryota, Metazoa, Arthropoda, Insecta, Diptera, Culicidae. The record is from RefSeq and is a predicted model, not a curated record.
AUGAUCGUAAUUGUAUCAAUGGUCUAUAAAAGGAUAUGGCGUUUUGACGGAGUUGAAAUGCCAUUUUUGACAUAUUUGUUAUUUAACCUAGAAUUAUUACUGGGUUUGUUGAUCUGUUCGAUGGUAUUCGUAGGUAGUAAGUGGAGACGAGUUGUUUAUGAUGACAUACUGGGCAGAAUGUUGGAUAUCUUAACGAUAUUUCAAAAUUUGAAUCUCGGAUUUAAGCUUGAUUUGUUAGGCCACCUAUGUAUAAAAUUAUUGAUUUUUACUGGAAUUUUGUUCGUGUGUAUAAUUGUGGUAGACGCUACACAUUAUAUGGAGUUCAUUAAAAGUGCAGUUGGGUUCGGCGCUUAUUUGAUUCCACAUAUUGUUCAAAUUACCUGUUCACUGCAGUAUGUUUUUGUUUUAACUUUCGCUUACCAGAAAUUCAAAACUAUUAAUAACUUCUUAAUGUCUUCGCAACAUGUAUUGCGGUUAAAUGUUAAUAAUAACGUUGGUACACUGAAGGCUUUAAGAGAGCAGCACAUGCUAUUGCAUCAACUGGCGUUCAAAGUUAACCAGCACUUUGGAUUGUUCAAUAUAGCAACAGUUAUUUUAGUUGUUACUGCAAUAAGCACUACUUGCUUAGAAGUGUAUCAAAAUAUUCAAUUAAGUGAUCGUGGAUUGUAUCUGGUAUAUUCGGUUCUAUGGGUAGUUCUUCACGGGUUCAAAUUGAUUUUAAUUCUGUACCCGAAUUUUUUAAUGGAAAAUGAGAGGAACUUCACUGGAGCUCUUCUUCAUGAAUAUACUCCGUAUACAAACACCAAAAAUGAUAUUGAGCUCAAAGUAUUUUUAAGACAAAUCAUACACCAAAAAGGACCAUAUACAGCGUGCGGCAUUAUUCCACUGAAUUUGACGAUAAUCGCCAAUAUACUCGGAGCUUUGGCAACAUUCCUGAUAAUUUUAAUACUGUUUGAUCAAAAGCCAUGA